Cucurbitaria berberidis CBS 394.84 is the source of this 2289-nucleotide messenger RNA. RefSeq names its product ATP binding L-PSP endoribonuclease family protein-like protein. Gene Ontology annotation, molecular function: diphthine-ammonia ligase activity. The transcript has a single exon. The coding region runs from base 1 to 2289 and encodes 762 amino acids. Gene Ontology annotation, biological process: protein histidyl modification to diphthamide. NCBI's taxonomy places the organism in Eukaryota, Fungi, Ascomycota, Dothideomycetes, Pleosporales, Cucurbitariaceae. The record is from RefSeq and is a predicted model, not a curated record.
AUGUCGUCAUCCUUAAAUGUGAUCGCGUUGAUAUCCGGCGGCAAGGAUUCGCUAUACUCUAUCCUGCAUUGUCAGGCAAACGGUCACACCCUUACUGCAUUAGCCAACUUAUACCCCACGCGCACGACCAAUUUCGAUGAGGAUAUCAAUAGUUACAUGUAUCAGACAGUGGGACACUCAGUAAUCCCAUUGUAUGAACAAGCGCUGGGCAUUCCAUUGUACCGACAAGAGAUCACAGGCAAAACAGUGGACUCGAGCAGAGAUUAUGGGACGCCACAGGCAGGGCAAGAGCAGGAUGAGACGGAGAAUCUAGUCCCGUUGCUGAAGAGUGUCAUGGAAGCUCAUCCGGAGGCAAAUGCGGUCUCUACAGGAGCUAUAUUGAGCACAUACCAGCGGACGCGGGUGGAAUCUAUUGCCCUCAGGCUGGGACUCACACCUUUGUCGUACCUAUGGCAAUACCCGCUACUACCUCCUUACACACAGACAUCGCUGUUGCAUGAUAUGACAGCGGUAGGACAAGAAGCAAUAAUCAUCAAGACCGCAUCUGGCGGCCUAGACGAAAGCUUUCUUGGCUUUGAUGUGGCACAUCAGCGGACUAUAGGAAGAUUGAGCAAGGCGAUGAGUCGAUUUGGUGAGACCAGUAAUGGUGCCAUCGUAGGCGAGGGGGGUGAAUUUGAGACGUUAGCCCUUGACGGACCAACGCCGUUAUGGAAGAAGAGGAUAAGGAUAGAGCCUGGCCCACCCGGAGUGAUGGAAGGCGGGCAAGCGGUGCUAAAGAUUCAGGCGAGUACUCUUGAGGACAAACAGGAGGACACUGAGAGGACUUUGGACGCUUUGAGGAUCCCUGAACUAUUCGACGUCGAGUUCGAAAAGCUCCUCCAAGUUAUGGAUGGUGGCAACGACUCCCAGUCUUUCAGGUCCGAGGAUGCUACACUUGUCGAUGUGUCCUCUGGCACUUUUUCAACAUCGACCGACACACCAAUCUCUGAGGGUCUUCCUAGGAACUCAACUGGCGAUACGCCUACAGUCUUCACUUACUCAAACUUAAUUAGCGACACCCGCCCCUCCUCCUCACCAAGCUCACCAUCACGUCAACUUACUAAGAUAUUCCUCCGUCUCGACCAUGUCUUGACACAAUGGCAUGUCGCUAAAGCCGGUGUCAACCACUGUACACUUCUUCUCCGUAACAUGGCCGACUUUACUGUCCUUAACCCGAUCUACGCUGAGUACUUCAGCGAUAUCAACCCACCAGCAAGAGUGACAAUAGCUGUUGGGGACACAAUGCCAGAAGGCGUUGAUAUCAUGCUCAGUGUAGUAAUAGAUAAGGAGAUGAAGGAUAGAGCUGUGCAGAGACAAGGGCUGCAUGUGCAGGGGAGAAGCUACUGGGCACCGGCCAAUAUCGGACCAUAUAGCCAGGCAAUCUCCGUCAGACUACCUGCUACUGACGAGAGAGGUGAGGGUCAGGAUCAACAUGUCGGCGAGGUUGUGUAUGUGGCUGGUCAAAUCCCUUUGAUCCCGGCAUCUAUGGAAGUCUACCAAGAGCAGGGUUUCCGAGGACAGGCAAUCCUGUCAUUGCAACAUCUUGGGCGUAUUGGACGGGCAAAAGGAGUACGAUGGUGGACUGCAGGUGUAGGUUUUAUACCAGCAUCUGCAAACGCCGAAGAACAAGUGCGAAUCGCCCAAGGCGCAUGGAAAGCCAUCCAUACUCCAUCACCGUCCUUUUCCUCAGAUACAGACGGAGACGAAGAAGAAGAAGAAGAUAUCGACCCCUGGGACCGCCUGAACCGGAACCACACCUCCACAUUCAACGACAACACAUACCGCUCCCCCCUUCCCGAUCCAACUUCGAUAUCCAACCCCACAAAUCCAAACACAACACCCAUACCACCCUGUUUCAUCGCACAAGUACACUCCCUCCCGCGCGGCGUAGACAUAGAAUGGAGCGCGAGUGGUCUCACUGCGCCCUCCAUCCACUUCAAUCGAAAUCUCACCCACAGCAAUCUCACACUGACCACGCCCACUAGCUCGCGCUCACGCUUCUACACGCUCGAGAUACGCGAGCAAAGUGAUCUAGAUGCGCUCAGCAGAUUAGGAGAAGACAGUAUAAAGGAAUGGACGAGCGCGACGCUAUAUGCGGGACGGGGAUUCGAGGGGACUGCUACGAUGAAUUGGAGGGGCGUGCAGUGGAUUCCUUGUUUGAAAGUUUGGGGGGAGAAUGGGAGGGAGGUGCGGGCUGUGCUUGUUGGGAGGGUGGAUGGUGAUAAUGAGCGGGAAGGCAGUGUUAUGUGA